Messenger RNA from Hevea brasiliensis (rubber tree), 714 nucleotides. RefSeq lists its product as uncharacterized. Bases 1 to 714 code for a protein of 237 amino acids. NCBI's taxonomy places the organism in Eukaryota, Viridiplantae, Streptophyta, Magnoliopsida, Malpighiales, Euphorbiaceae. The record is from RefSeq and is a predicted model, not a curated record. The transcript is spliced from 6 exons.
AUGUUAAGCUUUGAUUUUGGUCCUGGUUAUGGCUUUGGGAAUAGUAAGGCUUACUACGGGCCGCAGGAGUUUUAUGCCGACCCUGGUCCUAGUGUCGAUCCGACCUGUGGAAUCAGGUUAUCGGCUGGAUCUACGAUCGCUCGCAUGAUUACAAAUACCUUUAAGCAAUGGAACAACACUGACGGUGUCAAUUGGAAGGCUGUAUCGGAAGAGACAAAAGAAUUUUAUUGGGAAGAAUUUAAGAAAAAAUACUUUUGGGAGUCCUUCGAAGAAUCAGGGAUAAAGGAUGCAUGGAGAUCAAAGGCAGUUCAUUGGAAUGACCCUGAGGUUAUUCAACGGUCAGAGAUAUAUUCUAGAAACCACCGUGGUGCUGCAAAUACUUUUGGACAGUCCACCCACGCGGGCAGAUCCAUAACAUAUGCUGAAUGGUUUGAUAAAUUGGAGAAAGAAUUGAGUCGAAAGCCAACUCCAACUAAGUUGUUUGCCCACACUCACACUCGAAAGCAUGAAAAAGAAAUUUUUGUGGACCAAAAAUCGAAGGAGAUGCAUGACUCUAUAGUGGCUAGGAGGGAGGAGCUAACAGAAACUACACCUGACAACAUCGAUGAGAACCAACUUUAUUUGAAUGUAGUCAGAGGCGAGGAGAAGAGAUGGAAGGUAUAUAGCCUUGGAUCUGAAUCAUCUACUUUUUACCUAUUAGUUGGAGCAUCUUAG